Molecule: messenger RNA, 1019 nt
Organism: Aphanomyces invadans
Lineage: Eukaryota; Oomycota; Saprolegniomycetes; Saprolegniales; Verrucalvaceae
Exons: 4
Coding region: 41-850 (269 amino acids)
Biological process (GO): cellular response to stress; cell redox homeostasis; hydrogen peroxide catabolic process
Cellular component (GO): cytosol
Molecular function (GO): thioredoxin peroxidase activity
Source: RefSeq, a predicted model, not a curated record
GACUCCCUGAGACGAUGUGUGGCCGCCAUUCCUGAAGAGCAUGCUUGGCGUUCGUGUGUUCGUGGCACUUGCGUUGCUGGUGGCUUGCAUCGUGUCGGCUCAUGGUGGCCGCAAGCACGGAUCCCGUUUGGAGGAAUUCGAAGUGGACGCGUUGGGAAACCUGCCUGGUGUAUCCGCCGAUACGUUGCGCGAAUUCAAAAAGUUCCAAUGGCACAAUUCCCGCGCUAACCGCCCCCAGGUGUUGCCUCGCAAGCCUGCCCCGACGUUCAAGAACGUGAAUGCUGUCGUGAACGAAAAGUUCACCAAGAUCUCACUUGACGACUACAAGGGCAAAUGGCUCGUGAUUUUCUUCUACCCGUUCGAUUUCACAUUUGUCUGCCCCACGGAAAUCGUGAGCUUCAGCGAUUCCGUGGACCAAUUCCAAGCCAUCAAUACCGAGGUGAUCGCUGUCUCGACGGACUCCCACCACACGCAUUUGGCAUGGAUCAAAACCCCCCGCGACAAGGGCGGCUUGGGCUCGAUGAACAUCCCCAUCGUUGCGGAUGUGAGCAAGCGUAUCUCAGCCGACUAUGGCGUUCUUGUGACCGACGAAGACGACGACAUGUUUGGCGCGGCCCUGCGCGGUCUCUUCAUCAUCGACCCCCAGGGCGUGAUCCGAUCCAUCCAGAUCAACGAUGACCAAGUCGGCCGCAGUGUCCCUGAAACGCUUCGCAUUCUCAAGGCGUUCCAGUACGCCACGGCGCACCCCGGUGAGGUGUGCCCUGCCAACUGGAAGCCCGGUCACAAGACCAUCAAGGCCGACCAAGAAGCCAAAUACGACUUCUUCGACGCUACCUACGGCAAGCACUAACGGAAUUCCACGAGUGUCGACGGCACUCUGUGGAAUUCAAUUGCAUCCAGUGUUGUUGGCGAAAGAAAGCGCCGAGUUGUUUGUUUGGCCCGAUGCUCUGCAGAUAAAUGCAGUGUACGCCUGGCGACAAUCCCAAACGAAGCCAAUUCAAGUCAUAUACGAUGCGGAA